ACGUCUAUGGGAUGGAUGGGUCCACCAAGAAAGGAAGGAGGCCUUCGAAUUCAACAGGAGCAAACAACCUACAGCCCAAUCCGUGCCGCGGCUACAUACUAAAUUUCACUUUCAACUUCAUUCAGAAUGCCUCGGAAACCCAAGUUCAUUCCAGGGCCUUCUCGCCUCUCUGUCAUACUGAAGGAACUGAAUGAAGAACCAAGGUUAUCCUUGACCGGUCUGCGAGGGAUAAGCUUGAAGCUGGCCGCAAGAAAUGAUCAUUUCGGAGCACGCCAUUUUGUUAAGGAAGAGCUCAGACGCAUACGCUAUGCCAACCCACAACUCAACGUGGAGGUCAACAAACUUCUAAAACCUUUACAAGAUAAUUGGACACCUGAGAUGGUCGUCGAGUUCGAGGACGGAGCCAAGACCACGAUCGACAUCUCAAAUAAAUGGUCCACAUCCAUUACCAAGGAACUAAUGGACCUUGCUGGCGGUGAUCGAUGGAAAGAGUACAAGGCUACUGCUCAAGCUGCUGGUCUGCCCAUUCUUCCCGGCGAGGAGAAGGAACGCUUAGCAGCUGCCAAGAAACGGACACCGAAAUUGAGCACGCGUAGCCCAGAGAAUCUGGAAGCCAUGGUGGAAAAUAUGUUAUCAUCACCUGAGCGCCCAAAGACUGGAGCCGCUGCCAUACUACCCUAGCCUCAUGAUACUUUCUCACAUCAACUAUUAGACACAUGCAUGUGAUGAUCCUAAACUCAUCAUACUGGCAGAAUUUACAGAGGGUGAACCGAUCAUCCAGCGAACCAUCCAGCGAUCAACACAACCAUCCCAAUUCCAAAUACAACCGCCGACAGA
Messenger RNA from Suillus subalutaceus, 837 nucleotides. RefSeq lists its product as uncharacterized. The record is from RefSeq and is a predicted model, not a curated record. The transcript has 3 exons. Gene Ontology annotation, molecular function: structural constituent of ribosome. Bases 127 to 681 code for a protein of 184 amino acids. Lineage: Eukaryota; Fungi; Basidiomycota; Agaricomycetes; Boletales; Suillaceae. Gene Ontology annotation, cellular component: mitochondrion.